Messenger RNA from Tetrahymena thermophila SB210, 1599 nucleotides. RefSeq lists its product as hypothetical. The transcript has 5 exons. The record is from RefSeq and is a predicted model, not a curated record. NCBI's taxonomy places the organism in Eukaryota, Ciliophora, Oligohymenophorea, Hymenostomatida, Tetrahymenidae.
AUGAAUAACUAAGAGACAUUAGCAGAUUGCUUUGCUGUAUUGCAAUUAUAUGCUGAAAGAAGGAUUAAAAAAAGAAACCAAUUAAUGCUCUCUAGUUUGUUUAGAUAUAAAUAAAUGUUUCAAAAAUUUUAUAAGGCCACUCAGUUAAGUUAAAAAAUAGACUAUGUUCUGCCAUAUUUUAGGAGAUUUUUGAGAAAUAUUCAUGAAAAAAGGAUGAAAAUAGUCAAAUUUAUAAUUAAUAAAGAGAAAGUAGGUUUAUAAAAAUAGUAUUAAUCAUGGAAGACUUAUUUCCUGAAGAAGAAAAACUAGAGAGAACUAUUAUAAACUAUUUAAGAAUAUAAAGAAGCCUAAAUUAUUGAAAAAGCCUUUAAUAACUUAAGAAAAAAUAUAAUAUUUAGCUAAGGUUUGAAGAGAUUAAUAAAGAACCAAAUAUACAGAAGAUAAGCAGUAGGAUUUGCAAGUUUAAAAGAAUAUCUUAAAAUUCAAAAAUUCAAAAGAGAUACUUUAAAGAGUGUCAGAGAUUACUUUUAGUAAAAUACUCUUUUAAAGUGCUUUAAAUAUUGGAAUUAUGGAUGCUCUAAAGCAGAUGAAGACAUUCAUAAAUAUCUCCGUUUAAGAAAUUGUUUCUUAAAUUGGAGAAAUGGUUUAGAUAGGAAUAAUGAUUUAAACAUGAAAAAAAUAACUCUUUUUAGAGUUCAUUCUCUCUUAAAGUGGAAUUUUAUCAGACUUAAAAAAAUAGUUGAAUUUGAAAAGCUCAAUUCUAUGGCAAAAAAGUUUCAUCUUUUCUAAAUUUUUCAUGCUUUCUGCAUAGUGGUUAGGAAAAAUAAGUUUAAAUAAUAUAAAAAGAGAAAGGCUCUCCAUUACUUUAAAAAUUAGCACUCAUUUUUUCUAAAGAAGAGGAUAUUCUAGCUUUUCAAGAAAGCCGUCUCAAUAAGCCAAGAAGAAAGGUUUAAAGAUGAGGCAGUGAAUUCUUAUUAUGAGAGUAAAGAGAAGGAGAGAUUGGCUUUGUAAACAUUUUAAAGGUUAAAAUUGAAUGUUAAGAUUAAUAAAGCAGAAAGACACAGAAAAAAUAAACUGCAAAAGAAGUCACUUUAGAGGUGGAGGGAGUUUAGAUAAGUUUCUAUUGAGAGAAAAAGAUUAAUUGUCUUGAAAAUUUUUAACAGAAAAAAAGAUCUGAUUGAAAAAUCUUUCUUUUUCUUAAAAAAGUUUGUAGAAUACAGAAGGGCUAAACUAAAAAUGGCUGUUUAAUAUUAUCAAAAGAGGAUGAUGAGAACUUCUUUAUAUAAUUGGCUUGGAAAUAUUGUUAAUGACUAUCUGCUUAAACAAGUAGAUGCAGACAAUUACUACAAAUUUAAAAUUAAGUUAAGAUGUUUCCAACAAUUAGAAAAGAAUAAAAAUAUUUAACAAAGAAAAAAAUUAAUUGAAACAAGAAUAAUUAACUUUUAAAAUAAACAAGAAGAUAUCUUGUUAUGGAGAAGCUUUUAGAAAUUUAAAGGUAUGAUAGUGUCCAUUUUACGGCAUAAAAAAUACAACUAUGAUUUAGUUAAUUCUGUAUUUUAUAAUUGGAAAUUAUUGAUAAAGAUGAAAAAGAUAUACUGA